Hemicordylus capensis (graceful crag lizard) is the source of this 3105-nucleotide messenger RNA. RefSeq names its product zinc finger protein 154-like. The record is from RefSeq and is a predicted model, not a curated record. Gene Ontology annotation, molecular function: RNA polymerase II cis-regulatory region sequence-specific DNA binding; DNA-binding transcription activator activity, RNA polymerase II-specific. Gene Ontology annotation, biological process: regulation of transcription by RNA polymerase II. The coding region runs from base 279 to 2459 and encodes 726 amino acids. The transcript has 7 exons. Lineage: Eukaryota; Metazoa; Chordata; Lepidosauria; Squamata; Cordylidae. Gene Ontology annotation, cellular component: nucleus.
CACCAGACGAGCCGGUGGCAACUGCAGACAAACCUCUCCAGAUGAUCUCAAUGGGCGGUGUGGUUCAUAACGAAGAAGACGUUCUCUUAAAACGUCUUAUAUUGUCUCUUGGUAUCACACAGUUCCCUAGGGAGAAGCUCAGAUUAAUUGCUAGAAAACAUUCAGUUUGGCUUAUCAAGUAUCCAGCUGUCUGGAGACUACAGUAGCUUACAACCACUUUGAGAACUUAUUUUGUUAUAGCUGGAAAACAGUAUAUAACGAUUUGUAAUAAUAUUAGCAUGACAAACAAAGAGUCUGGGCCUGGUGAGGCUGCUAAGCAGUGGUCUCUUCCUACAGUUCUUGCUCAGGAGAAAAACAUGGAGCAAGGAGACCCUUUGACCCUGUUGGGAUCUGCACUUGAGCAUGGGGAGAAAAUGGAUGCACAAGACCCAGUGGUCAAAGAAUCAGGAAAUGAAGAAGGAAAGGGCCCUGAUGCCAUGCAGGCUGAGAGCAGUGUUGGAUUCUGGGAAGAAACUGUGCAGAAGAUCCUGGAUGAAGAAAGCCCUGGUUUGGAUGCAAAGCGCCAGUGCUUCAGGCAGUUCUGCUAUCAGGAGGCCACGGGGCCCCGUGAGACUUGCAACCAACUUCGUGAUCUUUGCCAUCAGUGGCUGAAGCCGGAAACACACACAAAGAUGCAGAUCCUGGACCAGGUGAUCCUGGAGCAGUUUCUGACCAUCUUGCCCACGGAGAUAGAGAACUGGGUGAGAGAAUGUGGUCCGGAGACCAGUUCCCAGGCGGUGGCCCUGGCAGAAGGUUUCCUUCUGAGCCAGGUGGAGGAGAUGAAGGAGGAUGAGCAGGUGCCGUGGCCAUGUGCGGAGGUGGCUGUUGAUUCCCCCAGGUCACAGGAGGCUCCAUUAGACACCUCUCAGAAGCUGCUCUUCGGCAGGAUACCACAGGAGAGUCGAACUCGGGACACCUCACUUGGUGGUAAAACGACGUCUCUGCUACCUUUGGAAUCUCUGCCUCUUUGUUCUGGAGCAGCCAUUGUGCAGCCGUCGCAGGAUCCGGUCACCUUGGAGGAGGUGGCUGUGUGUUUCUCCGAGGAGGAGUGGGCUCUGCUGGAUCCAAGCCAAAGGGCUCUGCACAGGGAAGUCAUGGAGGAGAAUUCUGGGCAUUUGGCCUUGCUGGCUGAGAAGACUGUGAGAGAAAUCCAAAUGGAGAAUUUCCCACAGGAAGGCUUGGUAUCAGAAGGCACUUUGGAGAGUCUGCUGGGAGGAUCCGUUCAGAGUAUAUUUCUCUUAACUGAUGGCAUUGAGACAGGUGAUAGAUGGGACAGUGAGAGUGAAGACAGACCACGUGCAAUGUCAUCAGAAGGGAUGGAAGGAAACUUCAGAAAUCACGAGAAGGCAAAAAAGCAGAAGGGGAAUAAAUCCAUUGUCUGGCAGGCUGGCAACUUCCAUGCAACUCCAGCUCAGCGAGAGAAGCAAACAGGAAUGAGGAGGAAUGUCUGCCCAGUGUGUGCAAAAAGCUUCAGUCAUAAAUCAGACCUGAAUGUCCAUUGGAGAAUCCACACAGGUGAAAAGCCAUUUAAAUGUCCAGAGUGUGGGAAGAAUUUCCGGCAACGGGCAAGCCUGACGUCGCAUCAGAGAAUUCACACAGGGGAGAGGCCAUAUAAGUGUUUGGAGUGUGGGAAGGGUUUCUUUGAGAAAUCACACCUCCUUAUACACCAAAGAAUCCACACGGGAGAGAAACCAUAUAAAUGUUCGGUAUGUGGAAAGAGCUUCCAUCGGAGCUUCAGCCUUACUUCCCAUCAAAGAAUCCAUUCAGGAGAGAAGCCCUAUACCUGCUCAGAAUGUGGAAAGUGCUUUUAUGAUAACUCACAUCUUCUUAGACACCAAAGAAUCCACACAGGAGAGAAACCAUAUAAAUGCCUGGAGUGUGGAAAGAACUUCAGUGACAGGAGAAACCUUACUUCCCAUCAGAGAAUCCACACAGGGGAGAAACCCUACAACUGCUCCGAAUGCGGCAAGAGUUUUAAUGACAAAUCAAACCUUCUUACCCAUCAAAGAAUCCACACGGGAGAGCGGCCAUAUAAAUGCUCAGAGUGUGAAAGGAGCUUCAGUCAGAGGAAAAACCUGAUAUCCCAUGAAAGAAUCCACACAGGAGAGAAACCAUAUAAAUGCCUGGAGUGUGGAAAGAACUUCAGGCAACAGGCAGACCUAACUUCCCAUCAAAGAAUUCACACAGGAGAGAGACCAUACCAGUGCCUGGAGUGUGGGAGGAGCUUUUAUAGGAAAGCAGACCUAAAUAGACAUCAGAGAAUUCACACCGAAGUGGGAAAUCCAAUCAUUUCUUGGAGUGUUGAAGUUGCAUCAGAUGGUGCACCGAUCUUAUGUCCCAUCAGUGAAUUUGCAGAGGAAAACCAGUACAUAAUUCCCAAAACUGAACAAGAUCUUGGUUGCUACAUCAGCCCUUAUUAAACAUCAGAGAACUCGUAUUGCAGAGACACUUCCUCCCCCACCCUCAAAAAAUACUUGAAGUAUGGAAAGAGCUUCUGUUACAGCAAAUUAUAUAAACUGUCAGAUGUAUCAAGAUCUCGUUUAUAAAUCAAACUUUAAUGCAGGUAUCAACUGCGGCUGAGUAUGAUCAUCCUCCCUUCAGGAAAAAAAAGGAGUACCCUUAAUUUCUGGACUCUGGAUAUGUAAUCUCAUAACAUGCAUGCUUUUUCAUGAAAGGACUCAUUCAAACCUACUAACUGAGCAAAGGGGCACCCUUGAAGUGGUGGUUCUCUAAUAAUUAGCAGUGGUAGAGCAACAGUCCCUAUUCAGUUCAGCAUAGCACAUCCUCCAGUGGCUGUUGCUGGUACAAAAUUAUUGUACCAUUGCAUUUAUUUUUUUUAAGGUUAUGAAACCCUUUGGAGCAGAAAACCAUUCUUUCAUUUGCUCGCUAUGUCAACGGCCUUGUUGAAAAGCAGUAUAUAACAUUUUCUAAACUAAACAAAAGUGCUUGCCAAAGAUCACUAGCCAACCUGCUUGUGAAGGGUUCCUCUCCUCUUUUUUUCUUUGUGCCUUAAUUAUGUGCCUGUAACUUCUAUUUUCUUAUUAAACUGUAUUCCUGUGGAAAUGA